Molecule: messenger RNA, 1948 nt
Organism: Heterobasidion irregulare TC 32-1
Lineage: Eukaryota; Fungi; Basidiomycota; Agaricomycetes; Russulales; Bondarzewiaceae
Exons: 2
Coding region: 134-1522 (462 amino acids)
Source: RefSeq, a predicted model, not a curated record
CAACGUUAUCCCACGGAAACACAUCUCACGGCGCAAACCGCAUAGGAAAUCUCCUCUUCCCAAUCCCCGCGCUCUUGACCACUGCCGCCUCCCACCCGAAAUAUGGCUUCUCAUCAUCCGCGAGGCAACCCUCAUGACCCCCGACCCUCUCGAUACCACAGACGAGCUCUCGUUUCUUGAGUCCCCAGCACUCCAGCUCGCCGCAUACUACGCUUCUAUGCGAUUCAAAGCGAAUAUUUCUCUCGUCAGCAAGCGCUGGAACGCCUUCGUCAAGGUUUACAUGUACGAAUUUGUGUGGAUCAGCCGCGCUGUGCAGGCUAAGGCUCUCGCGCACACUCUGCUUCUCGAGUUCGUCGAAGGCCUCGGUUCCAGCGGGCGCUUCAUUCGCCGCCUGCACAUCGAGACACCUGUCCUUGAGCGCUGCUCCCCCGCAGAUCUCCAGACCAUCCUCGAGUAUUCCCCCCAGCUGACGAUCUACACCGACCACCAAUCAAUUCAGCGUAACCGAUACGACAUCGUGCCUGAUCCCCGUUGCAGCCCCGAACGCUUGCUCUCGCUCCUCGCGCACCCAAAUAGCACCCUCCGCCGCCUCGCGUGGACGAGCUACGACGACGUGCCGUUUCACCUGCGUAUGUCUCCCCUGCAGGACAUGCCGACGCGCCGCCUAGAGUACCUCGAGCUCUCGUCCUGCUCGCCCAACUUCCACGCGCUCUUCUCCGAGUCUGCGGACCUUGCCUCCGCAGCAAUGCGCGUGUCCCUUCCUGCCCUGCGCAGCCUUAAGGUCAGCCUCGACAACGGCAUGUUCGCCGUGCUUGCCUCGUGGGACAUGCCCGCCUUGCGCAACCUCUCCGUCGUCUCCGCCGAUUUUAGCUACACCGGCAAAGGCUUCUUCCGCUUCUUUGCCGCGCACGGUGCCGCACUGCAGCAGCUCGAGCUCGGCCAUUCGUCCUCACUCAUCGAGGAGCAUUACCUUACCACUCACCCGCGACGCCAUCGGCAGUUGCACGGCACAGACGUCGACGCGGACGAGGGGCGCGAGCCGCUCUCGCUCGCACGCUGGUGUCCGAACCUACGCGAGCUCAUCUGCUCCGCCGAUGCUGAAUGGCAUUGGGAGUCACCCGACUGGAUCGCGCCUCACAUCCUUUUGCCCCGCCACCCCCGCCUCACGAUGAUUGCGAUUCGCGACAUCGACGCGCGCAUUACGAGCGCACUCGACAUGACCGAAGGCGGAGGCAUUCACGCGGCGGCUGCCGGUGCCGCCGGCGACGACACCGCGUUCUUUCCGCUCCUCGAGCAGAUGUCGUCGCUGCUCCUCCGCGACGCGUUCCCCGCGCUCAAGUACGUGCGCGACCUCAGCGUGGAGUCGCACGAGAUGCGCGCGCAGUACCCACACCCUGCGGUGGCCAAGUUUUGGAGGCGAGUGCUCCGCCGCUGUCAAGAGCGAGACGUGUGGCUGGAGGACUACACAGGCGUGAAUAUCACCCCGAGCGCGCUCAAGCGCGCGAGUCACAUGAUCCUGUAGGCAGGCCCUUGCGGAUAUGUAUGUAUGUAUAUGCUCCCGGCGAAGCUUUCGAUAAUGCGGCCUCCUCUUUCCCUUCCCCUUCACCUUCUUUUAUUCUCGCUUCCGCUGUGCUCCCCUGGAUAAAUUGUCAAUUUUUUUUUCUCCCUCUUGCAUACCCAUUCCUCAUCUCGCGGUCUUUCUUGGCUGGCACUCAUUGUGUAAAAGCAUAUCUCCUCCCCGGUUCAUCCUCCGUGCGUGCGCUUCCAUGUCCACCCUCUCUGCAUCCAUGCCGUCUUUCUUCGGUCCUUACGCCUCGUUGUCGUGCAAUCCAUCUCUUCCCUCCAUCGUCGUAGUCUCCUCAGCAUCAUCUGCUUCCGUCGUGGCUUUCUUGUGUGAUCUAGAAGUAGCUCUGUAGUGCAUCAAAUGGACAUUUGGUUUGUCGACUCC